AAAAGUGGUGUUGUAUAAGUAGAUAUUUUGGUGCUAAGUCGCCUGUUUUGGCAUUUUGUGUACUAAAAAGUUCGCCAAGUUCUCGUCAUCGUUCGAUAAAUAGAUGGAAACGCAUUAGAAGAACGUCGCCUAGCCCAAUAUCGUGAAAUAUGUGAAAAUAAAGGCAUUUAAAGACGAGAAGAGUGAAAGCAAACAAAGCCGAGGAGGCCUACAAAUCACGCAGCAGCUCCCGCAGCAACGAGAACACCACGGAAAAUGUAUCUUUCGGGCGAAAUCCGUGUAACACAUUUUUUCAACGCCACAAUAUCGAGUGCGUGAGCGUCUUCCGGAGAUAUGUAGACACCAUUGGCCAUAUUCGGAGUGCUUCCUCGCCAAAAUCAGCUAUUCGAAGGCAAAUAAAUUGAGUUGGAAAGGCGGCGAUGGCUCGGUGAAAAACUAUGGCCUUCAAAGUCCCACCCAGUUAGAAGGAUUCGUUCGUGUGCGUGUGUGUCCAUAUGCUAUAAAUAACCAGUCUUCGAAAAUGUUGGACUUUUGUGAACUUAUCACAACUGCCAGAUAAAAUGAGGGGUCUAUUUUUUGCUCAAAUAAAACCCAAGGCGGUGAUAACAGCAAUUAUAAAUAAUUAUUAAAACAUGAACUUGUAAAAUCGAACAUGGAGCCAAAUCAUUAUUACUGCCGGAGUGCUAUGCAGCAGACGUCGACGUCGUCAAUUCCCCAACAUUCGUCGAACAAAAUCAACUAUGGGAUGAAUGCGGGACAGCAGGAGUACGCGGCCUGUGGCUCCAAUCAAUCGCAGUCGGGAUACAGCUCAAAGGAUCUGGUGCCACGCAGCGGGAACAACAAAUCUCUAGGCGGUAAUGGCAGCGGAAUGGGGAGUCCCUAUGCAGGAUCGGUCUGCAGCAAUAGUGGCCAAUGCAGCAAGAGUACUACUGCCAAUGCAGGGAACUAUAUCAAUAUAAUGACUGUUCCACUCGGAACAUUGCAGUAUAACCGAAAGAAGUUAACUACUCAGGACUACGAAUCGCAUUUAUAUUACAACACCACGGAUGUCAAGUGCCGCGAUGAUUACUAUAUAGCCAACAAUGCGGCAGGAGGGAUACCCCAGCACCAGGGACACCAACCGCAACAGCACAUGCAACAUCAGCAGCAGCAGCAGCAGCAGCAGCAGCAGCAGCAACAUCAGCAACAUCAGCAGCACCAGCAACAUCAGCAACACCAGCUCCACCAACAACACCAACACCACCAGCAACAGCAACAGCAACAGCAACAACAGCAACAGCAGCAUCAGGCAAACUUUCUCCACAUCCAGCAAUCGCUCCAGCACAACCACCAGCUUAGCCACCCAGAACCAAUCCAUCAGUUGCCGCAAUUACAGGCCUCGCAGGUCGCCGAUCCGCCAGAUGCCUUCGACAACUGUGCUGCGAUCUUCCCCAACGCCAGCGGCAGUGGUCGCGUGGCAGCCACUCAGACCCAUCAGAAUAGCUCCGGUGUGGUCACAUGCGGCGACCAGCAGACGCCAGUGUCCCUGGGCUCCAUGCCAGUGCCCCCGAUCAUGUACACCGUUCACCGUGUGGUGACCACCGCCCAAAUCCAGACGGCGGUGGGCAGCACCUUUGCCUCCUCUGCCAGCGUUUCCAGUGUGGUCAGCACGGGGCAGAACGAGGGCGACUGCCUGUCGCCGGCACAGGUGUCCUCUGCGAUGGCUGCCACCUCGAAUGCUCCAUGUCUUGGGGGACUAGGCGACAUGGGGGCCAAUAUGAUGAACAAUGCAAGUGCACUUUGUCCCCUGUCUGACCUGAGAAGUCCUUCUGGUGUUCUAACCAACUCCUCAUUCAUGCCUGGGCACCAUAAAUGCAACAAUGGCAACGAUGCCCAAUCUAAUCCUGCAAUCCAAAAGCGUGUGAUGGCCACAAGCUCAACUUCCAAUUUCGCAAAUGCUGGUAAACCUGCUUCCAACCUGACUCGGGCUCUUCAAAAUGUAAUCCCCACUUGUGUGUAUCUUAUGUCCCGCGUGGCGGUCCAUAUGGAGAUCGAGGGCACUUCCCAGUGUCCAUCGCAGGUCAUGCUGGCCGCUGCUUUGGGUUGCGAGGAGCUGGGCAUAUCCAACAAGCUGCUGGCCCAGAGUGUGUUUGGAUUGUGGAUGACAAGUGCUUUAUUGGAAAUGCAGCUAAAGGCCCAUCAUUGUCCCUAUAUAGUGAGGGUGGCGUGGCCAAAUCUGCUCCAGAAGUUCAGCAAUAGCAGUCCCAGUGAUCGAAAGUUUGAUGAGCCCAUGAUAGUGUUGAAGAGGAAUGUUUUCUUCUCGAAACGAGACGAGGAAAAGAUCAAGGAUCAUCGAAUAUUAGAGCUCCUGUAUGAGGAGGCCAGAAAUAAUGUUCUAACGGGUAGAUAUAUUAUGGAGCCAGUGCAUUCACUGAUGUUGGGUGGCAUACAGGCUCGAAUCGAACUUGGGCCCUAUAAUUCGCAUACCCAUACAAUAGGCUUUUUCGGUGAGGAAAACCAAGCUCGUUUCUUGCCACCUCAUGUAGCCAAGAGCUCGACUUGGUUGUGGUUGCCCAUAAGCCAAAAGAACUCUGCGGAAGUCAAGUUGUUGGAGCAGUUUAAGCGGGUUCCCCAAACAGCUACAACACGGAAAUUAAUGCGAAAAUAUCUGGAAUUUUGCUGGGCACUGCCAUUUUACGGUGCCGCCUACUUCCAUGGACAGAUAGAGCAGCCUGUGAGGGGAAUUAUGGCCUUGGUCAAUCAAAAGGAUAUGGAGGUUUUAGUUGCAGUUAAUGAAAAGGGAGUGUUUAUCAUAGAUCCAUAUGAAUGCACUCUCUUGCUGGGCUUGCGAUAUGAGGAUUUAUCUUGGGAUUAUGCCAAGCCAAGUGCCAGUGAUGAUCCCGAAUGCCUGACUUGUAUAUUUCUUCAGUUUGAUGCUGUUGAGAAUGGAAUACAGGUUUCGAAGUUAAUGCAAAUAUUUUCCAAGCAAGCUGCCAUGAUAGACGCACUUAUAUCACAUUUUACGGAUCAAAUACGAAACAAAAAGCAGGAGGGGAACACUCAAGAACCUUUUCAUGAUGAGCCAAAUCCUAUUCAAAAUAAUGGAAAUGGAGUGUUAUGCAAUAAGCUGUCUCGAUUGACUUUGGCCACCUUUGAUGAGGAGGGAGGUCGCUGCAUUGGGCAAAUGGGAUCAUUAUCUAUAAGCUAUUAACAAUUGUUACUAAUGAUAAACUAGACUUAAGUUACAGGGGUGUUACAUAUAAAGUGCGUGCAUAUAUUCAUGAUUGUUGAUAAAUUCCCAUAAAUAUACUCACAAGCAAAGUUUUAGCAAAUGGAAUCAACAUAUUCACUCAGUUAUCGACACAAUGAAUUCCACUAAAUUUAGUUGUUUUCUAAUUUUAUCAAACGUGAUCUGUAUCCGAAUUUUAA
Drosophila serrata is the source of this 3408-nucleotide messenger RNA. It is a transcript of the gene Bili, whose product is annotated as FERM domain-containing protein 8 Bili. Lineage: Eukaryota; Metazoa; Arthropoda; Insecta; Diptera; Drosophilidae. The record is from RefSeq and is a predicted model, not a curated record. Gene Ontology annotation, biological process: negative regulation of canonical Wnt signaling pathway. Gene Ontology annotation, cellular component: cytoskeleton; plasma membrane.